This is a messenger RNA of Puntigrus tetrazona (Sumatra barb), 4736 nucleotides long. It is a transcript of the gene igf2bp2a, whose product is annotated as insulin-like growth factor 2 mRNA binding protein 2a. The transcript is spliced from 16 exons. Gene Ontology annotation, biological process: nervous system development; regulation of gene expression. NCBI's taxonomy places the organism in Eukaryota, Metazoa, Chordata, Actinopteri, Cypriniformes, Cyprinidae. Bases 206 to 2029 code for a protein of 607 amino acids. Gene Ontology annotation, molecular function: mRNA 3'-UTR binding. Gene Ontology annotation, cellular component: cytosol; cytoplasm; nucleus. The record is from RefSeq and is a predicted model, not a curated record.
UUUUCAAUCCCAGUAAGAGUUUGAGCAGGAACAGAGUUGUGUUCAUGUAGCAGGGGGGUCCGGCUGCAUCUGGGGGGUGACCGCUGAUUUUCAGCACGUUUAUUUUAUUUUUUUCUAUUUUAUUUUACCCUUAUUUUCCCCACUUCGAGCAAUCCGCUGCACGCGCGCGCCGAUAUAUCUGGACGUACAGCUCUUGGUAUAGACCAUGAACAAACUCUAUGUGGGGAAUCUGAGUCCUUCGGUGACCGUGGAGGACCUGAAGCAGCUCUUCGGCGAGAGGAAGCUUCCCGUGACCGACCAGGUCCUGCUCAAAUCCGGCUAUGCCUUCGUGGACUUCCCCGACCAGAACUGGGCGAUUAAAGCCAUCGAGACUCUAUCCGGGAAAGUUGAAUUGCAUGGGAAAGUGAUCGAGGUCGACUACUCUGUUCCGAAAAAACUACGGAGUCGGAAGAUUCAGAUCCGGAACAUUCCUCCUCAUCUCCAGUGGGAGGUUUUGGACAGCCUAUUAGCACAGUAUGGUACUGUAGAAAAUGUGGAACAAGUUAACACUGAUACAGAAACUGCAGUGGUGAAUGUGACAUAUUCAACAAAAGAAGAGGCUAAAAUAGCUGUUGAGAAGCUAACAGGACAGACGUUUGAGGAUUACUCCUUUAAAGUGUCUUAUAUUUUGGAUAUGGAUGCUGCUCCGUCUCUGCCUGCGACCCGGAACCGUCGGGGUGGAAGGACAUCACGGGAACAGGACUCCCAGCCCGGGACCUCCGCAGGCUCCCUGGGGCCCCGACAGAAACAGCCAGACUUCCCCCUGCGCAUGCUGGUGCCCACACAGUUUGUGGGAGCCAUCAUUGGCAAGGAGGGGCUCACAAUCAAAAACAUCACCAAACAGACACAGUCCAAGGUGGACAUCCAUCGUAAGGAGAACGCGGGAGCGGCAGAGAAACCAAUCACCAUCCACUCCACUCCUGAAGGCUGCUCCGCUGCAUGCCGCAUGAUCAUGGACAUCAUGCAGAAAGAGGCUGAUGACACGAAGGUAACUGAGGAUAUUCCUCUGAAGAUCCUGGCCCACAACAGUCUGGUCGGAAGACUGAUCGGGAAGGAGGGCAGGAACCUGAAGAAGAUUGAAGAGGAGACAGAGACCAAGAUUACCAUCUCCUCUUUACAGGACUUAACUAUUUAUAACCCAGAGAGAACCAUUAUAGUGAAGGGGAGUAUCGAGGCCUGUUGUAGGGCUGAAGCAGAGAUCAUGAGAAAGCUGAGGGAAGCCUAUGAGAAUGACAUUGCUGCUAUUAACCAACAAACCAACCUUAUCCCUGGGUUAAGCCUGAGCGCACUGGGCAUCUUUUCAACCGGUUUGUCAGUAUUGCCACCAGCUGCUGGGCCCAGAGGCGUCCCACCCGUACCCCCAACUGGCUACAACCCUUUUCUUGGUCACUCAUCACAGCUGGGUGGGCUUUACGGUGUCCCGCCUGCUAGUGCCAUCUCUCACCAGCACACACAGGCUCCUGAACAGGAGGUGGUCUACCUCUUUAUUCCAACUCAGGCUGUCGGUGCUAUUAUUGGCAAGAAGGGCCAACAUAUUAAACAACUGGCACGAUUCGCGGGAGCCUCUAUUAAGAUCGCACCCGCAGAGAGUCCUGAUGUCACUCAGAGGAUGGUCAUCAUCACUGGCCCGCCAGAAGCUCAGUUUAAGGCCCAGGGCAGGAUAUUUGGGAAACUAAAAGAAGAGAAUUUCUUUACUGCGAAAGAAGAAGUGAAGCUGGAAACGCAUAUAAAAGUGCCCUCUUCAGCAGCGGGGAGGGUCAUCGGGAAAGGUGGCAAAACGGUGAACGAGCUGCAGAACCUAACCAGUGCAGAGGUCAUAGUGCCACGGGACCAAACCCCAGACGAGAACGAUGAAGUCUUUGUCAAAAUUAGUGGGCAUUUUUUUGCCAGCCAGACUGCACAGAGGAAAAUCAGGGAGAUCAUCCAGCAGGUGAAACAACAGGAGCAGAAGCACCAGCAAGGCGCCCCCGUGACACACCGCUCCAAGUGACCAUCAGGCCAGCCCCAGCGGGCACCUGCCAAUGAAUGUAGCCCUCCCAACUGGAAUCAGACCAGACCAGACCGGACGAAGGGGACCGGCCGGGCAGACCAGCAGCCGUGGGAUCAAAACCAAAGAACUUCUUUCUGGGGGAGAUGAAGGAGCCGCAGCCAGAAGGGCUCUGAGUGCACUGCCAGCUUGGGGAGGGAGGGGGAGGAAGCGCAAGAAGACAAGUGUUCCUUUUGUCGUUCGAACACACCCUGAGCUUGAGAAGAAUAGGUAUGGGGCGUCUUGUUAUCAGGACAGGAAACAUCAUGGUCGCCCCACGUAACAAUUUCUUAACCAUUUCUAUAAAAUUCUUAAUUUAGGCUUAAUCUAGGGUUAACACAGAUAAGAAGCUCCAUUAACACGUGUACACUGAUGCAUUUUGACUGAGUUGUGUUGCUGUUUUCUCAAGUAGGUAAAGUGUGGGUGUGCACUAGAAGUUGGCGACCGAUGAUUUUUUUUUUUUUUUUUUUUUUUUUUUUUUUUUUUGACGCUCAGAUUACGAUUUCAGUGAUUCUCAGACGUAUUCUCACCAGUACACUAGAACAAAUAUACUAUUAUAUCUGAAGCAGAAGCACGAUUCUUCUUGUUUUGCACAAGCCAUCGGGCGUGUAGUGCACAUAUGCGUACGCAUAUAACAUUGUUUUUUGAUGAUGAUGGGACAAGAAAGUUGGGAAAUGUAAAUGACAGAACGUAUUCAUAUCUUAGCCUGUAUACAUUUCGGGAAACAUCAUCCAGCUCAACGGAUCCUUGUUACUUAGCCCGUGCGUGCCAACGGAUGCCGUUAAAACCUUUCUUUCUGUGCAUAUCUUUCUUUUUUUUUUUUAAGCUUUUAUCAUUUGUAGUUUGUUCUUGUUUCUGUCCAGCUCUUACACUCCCUUUUGAUUUUUACGCCAGGGUUUUUGCAGCCUCUGCAUUUUAGUCAUUUCAUCGCCACCGCAUUCUUGUGGCGGUGGUUAUUACAAGACGGAAGUAGGUAUGCGGUAGUGACUUAGGAGUCAACACCCCUUGUUUGCUUUUGGGGGUAUGAAAAGAAUAUAAAGCAAGCACCAGCGUCUGAAAGACAGCGCACCUUUACUGGCUCGGGCAGAACGAAAUCGAAUGUGCACCAAGAACUCUGCCUUAAUCUAUGCUGAAAGGAAAUGAAAAAACGGGCGACUCAAAAUGUGAUUGGAGGGUCAGGUUGAUGUGGGACGGGGAGGCACCUUAUGACCUGUGGUACACACACGACCGCGUUUGGCUUUAAAUCUCUUUGUCAGGGAGCUUUCUAAACUGCAUGACAGCUGUGAAUGUACAAUAAGCAGCCUUUUAGAAAGAGCGCCACCCUGUCAUGUUCAGUAAGCUGAUUGGUCAGCGAGAUCGUUAUUGUUUUGAUUUUUUUUUUUUUAAGCAACUGAUUGACUGUUUCAACAGGCAUGGAUAUCCCUUUGUGCUUUAUUUUUUAUUUUCUUCUUUUUGACCAUGGAAGCUCGUGGCCUUAAACGUCACCGGUCUAUGUCAUCACAGACAGCUCCCUCGCCCAAUGAGAGCUAAGCCUCAUCUUCCAGACGCAAGGUUCAUGCCAAUACGCACAGCUUCCAUUUGUGUGUAUGCGUGUGUGUAUAUAGAUAUAUAUAUAAAGAGAGAGAAAUAUUUAUGAAUCUAUUUUUUUUCCUAUUUUGUGACGAGAGCUAUUAAUAAGAAACAAACAAAAAAAACAAGUUUUUUUUUUUUUUUUGGUGGAACACUGCCAUGUUAUUCUGAAGGGAAGUGUUUAUUUUCUCGGAAGUAGACUAUGAAUAUUGAUAGUAUACUAACAGUAAGAACAGUAAUGAAUCACCGCAACACUUUGAUCAGAAUAUGAUCGGUGCGCAUGUCAGUAUUGUGAUCUACCUCAGGCGUCAGGGUACCUCAGUCCAAUCUUUUAAGUUCCCUUUUUUUUUUUCUCCCCACAUUUUGUAUGCCUUGUAAACUGAAAGUUUUGAACAUGUUCUUUUAAUAAUUAUAAUAAUAAUAAUAAUAAUAAUAAUUAAAAAAGAUCAAGGAAAAGAUCUAGUCUGAAGUAUUCAGGUCCAUCUGACAAAGAAGUAUAGAUCUUAAAGCUUUCGAAACUGUAUGCGAAUUUACUUCAUUAUUUUUACCAAUUACAACCUCGUGAUUUAUUACAGAAUGUGUAACUGAGGGGUACUUUCCUGCCCGAAAGGGGUUCUUAAUGUGGAUACUGUGUACUGAUGUCUAGAUCAGUGACGAAUGGUUAAAAAGACUAUCUUCCGUUUUCACAGACAAGGUUUAAACCUAGUGCUAGAUUAAAUGUAAACCGAAAGAGACUUGCCCUGACUGAUCUUAAAACAUGUCAGUGCCUUUGUUUUGUCUUAAGAUGCACAUCAGUAACGCUUUUUUUCAAAGGCUUGUUUAUAAAAAUAACUCAACUGAACUAUGGUCUAAUCCUGGUUUAGGCUAAGCCCUGUCUAUGAAACCGGGCCUGUGAAUAUCAAGCAGAAUUGCUUAAUUCGAAGCAUUCUCCAGGAGCAACUGCGCUGUCUGAAGCGCAAGCCAGCUUUCUCUUUACAUUUUAUAAAAACGAGUCCAAAUUCAGGAAUUACAGUCAGACCAAAUUUUUUAAAUAAUUAGUUUUUUUUUUUUUUAAAUCAAGGCCUUUCACAAAAGAAAAACCAUGUUGAUAUAAAAAAAAAGU